UGUGAAGUUGGUUGAAAUUAAAACUAGAUGUCCCAGAUUUAAAGACGGCGGCAUAUUCUAAAAUACUAUGAAAACACUAAAGUGUUGUCUGGCGAAGAGGUCUUCAAUCCGAAUGCCUGACAGCUCGAAGAAGGUGGAUUUCAGUCUAAACGUAUGUCAAGAACAUAUUUACCACAUUCCCGAAGAUGCUUUCAAGCGUACUUAACUUACCGAACUGAUUCCUCAGUAUGCUACCGUUUCUAUCCGCAAUCCCCUACUUAAGAAAAAAACAAUCAAGAGCCCCGGAACUGAAAGACUAAUACUUUGUUUCGUCGGGGAAUGUAAAUAGUGUAACGCUUCCUGUCAGUAACACGUGUGAAUGGACCGGCUUGGUGCCAAUCGUUGGAAGGCUUUUACAAGUUGAAUUUUAUCUUCACGCAGUUUUAAAAUUAAACACCAUUGUUUAUAAAAUGGUUUUCUUCACCUGUAAUGCUUGUGGAGAAUCAUUAAAGAAAGCACAAGUUGAAAAGCAUCUGAACAUCUGUAGGAACUGUGAAUGUUUGUCAUGCAUUGACUGUGGCAAAGAUUUUUGGGGUAAUGAUUAUUUAAAUCAUCUUAAAUGCAUAAGUGAGAAUGAGAAAUAUGGUGGCAAGGGCUACGAAGCAAAAUCUAGCAAAGGUGAUGUGAAACAGCAGCAGUGGAUUCAGAAAAUACAUGAAGCUAUGAAUAGGCCUGGUGUUAACCCAAAAGUUGCUGAAAUACUCAAACAAAUUAGUUCCUAUGACAAUGUUCCAAGAAAAAAAGCUAAGUUUCAGAACUGGAUGAAGAACAGCUUAAAGAUUCACCAUACAGCUUUGCAUGACCAAGUGUGGGAAAUAUUUUCAGCUUGUAGUGUACCAAACAGCAAGGAGGAUAAUCCAGCUCUACCUCAAGAAAGUCUUAAUCAAAAUGAUCAAAGUGAAACUUUGAUUAAAGACAAUGUAGCUGCUUCAGAUGAAAAGAAAAAGUCUAAGAGGGAAAGAAAAGAAGAGAGAAAAAAUAAAAGCAAGCAAGAAAAAAAACAUUUGAAGUUGGACAAUAAAAAGGAAAAUGAAGACAGAAAGUCUACCAAAAAAGACAGCCAGUCAGAAGGAGAAGAUAUUUCUAGAAGAGAAAAUGGAGAACUGAAAAAAAAGAAAAAGAAGCAUGCAACAGAAGACUUUGGAGAAAUCGACGUGGUAAAUGAAAAUGAGCAUGAAAGUUCAUUUAGUAAUAGAAAAAGAAGGAAGCGUGAGUGUUCUGAAGAAAAUACAAAAAUUAAACAGCUGAAAACAGAACCUGAAGAUGUGGAAUUUGAAAAUGAAAACAAAGGGAAAUUCAAUUGGAAAGGAACAAUUAAAGCAAUUCUUAGAAGUGCACCUGAAGAUGGAAUACCAUUAAAAAAACUUAAAAAGAAGGUUCUAGCUCAGUAUUAUGCUGUGACAGGAGAACAUAAUCACAAGACUGACGAAGAGUUGAAUUCACUUUUUAACAAGAAAAUUAAAAAUAAUCCUAAAUUUAGACUUUUAAAAGAAAGGGUCAUACUGGUAAAAUAAAAUUCCUAAUUAUAAAAAUAGCACAAAUAUCUGUGUAAAUGAUUUUUCUAUAUUCUACCUUGUCAAAAUAAAAAUAAAUAUGUGGUUCAUUCUUCACAUGCAAUUAUGUAUUUUAUCAUUUUAAUGAGUGGAGUUUAUGGUCAUAUUGCAUCUGAUUCAAAAUGAUGAUUUGUUCAAUUCUCAUGUACUUUGUAAUUUUAUAUUUCUGACUGUGAUGUGCUGUUUUUUUAACCCUUCCAUUUAUUCCUUUUAGGAAUAAAAUAGUACAAAUGUCUGCCACAGGGUUAUUUUUUUUUAUCAGAAUUUUUAUUUCAAAUCUGUCAAACAAGAUGUAAAUGUUCCUGACUGCUUGCAAAAUGUAUAACUGAUUGUCUCUAUCUGCUUAGUUUUUUGUCUCAGCUGAGAAGGUUAAUUUCAUAUUUUCUCAUGUACACAUGAAAAAAUAAUAAACUUAAACCUUUUCUAUGGUUAGAGAGAUACCAUUACUAGUUUUAGGGUUAAAAGUGUCUUUCAUUAA
Molecule: messenger RNA, 2070 nt
Organism: Erpetoichthys calabaricus (reedfish)
Lineage: Eukaryota; Metazoa; Chordata; Cladistia; Polypteriformes; Polypteridae
Gene: lyar
Product: Ly1 antibody reactive homolog (mouse)
Exons: 10
Coding region: 450-1553 (367 amino acids)
Biological process (GO): rRNA processing; negative regulation of transcription by RNA polymerase II
Cellular component (GO): nucleolus
Molecular function (GO): DNA binding
Source: RefSeq, a predicted model, not a curated record